This is a messenger RNA of Nilaparvata lugens (brown planthopper), 936 nucleotides long. Its product is annotated as zinc finger protein 211-like. The record is from RefSeq and is a predicted model, not a curated record. Gene Ontology annotation, molecular function: DNA-binding transcription factor activity; RNA polymerase II cis-regulatory region sequence-specific DNA binding. NCBI's taxonomy places the organism in Eukaryota, Metazoa, Arthropoda, Insecta, Hemiptera, Delphacidae. Bases 1 to 936 code for a protein of 311 amino acids. The transcript is spliced from 4 exons. Gene Ontology annotation, biological process: regulation of transcription by RNA polymerase II.
AUGUCCAUCCCACUUCUUGAUCGCAACCUAUGGCCGUCCGGUACGGGAAUGAUGACUCAGCAUCCUUGGGAUAUGCUGCCUCCUGCCAUUGGUGGAGCCGAUACACGUCUGAUUGCAUCGCUCCAAUCACAGAACCGCUUCGUUUGUAGCCGCUGCCACAAGAGCUACGCCCAGUACCCGUCGCUCUAUAACCAUAGAAAGUUCGAGUGCGGGAAGCCGCCUUCACUGCAGUGUCCCUACUGCGAGCAUCGCACCAAGCUGAAGGGCAACCUCAAGGUGCACAUCAUGAAUAAACAUUCCGAUGCCACCGGGCAAGGCAGUGUGGCAGCAAUGAAACAAGAGUUACGCGCCAGACCGAUUGAAGAGCUGAUGUGCUCCUCGCUGAAUGAGAUUUUCAGCCGAAGAGGCGCCAAGUCACAGAUGAUGAGGAGCUGGACUGAGCCAGGCUACAAGUGCGAUGUCUGUGGCAAAGUGUACGGAUUGGUCAGUUCUCUGCUCAACCACAAACGGUUCGAAUGCGGCAAAGGACCCAACUUCAAGUGCCCGUUCUGCAACCACAUGUCCAAGCAGAAGGGAAACAUGAAGACGCAUAUUGCACACAAACACACAACCGAGUAUCUCGAAUUCCUCAGCUCACAGACACAGCUGCCUCUCUUCCAAUGCAAUCAAGGCUUCAACAACUCGUUAAAAUGUAUGAUCGACGUCUUCGAGACCGGAAAAGGAAAGCUGUUCAUCUGCUCGUGCAGCAAGGUGUACAAGACCGAGCAGUUUCUGAAGCACCACAAGAUGUUCGAGUGCGGCAAGGGACGGCUCUACAAGUGUCCGCACUGCGCCAGCAAGUUCACCAGGAAGUACACUCUCAAAACUCACGUCAUUAUGAAACAUAAGGCUAGAAGUACGGACUUUGAUCUAGAUGCAGACGCGUGCGCUCUCUAG